UCUUUCCUUAGCUGUGCUCGCAUUCAAGCGGACUCUACACACAUGAGGGAGUCCUCAAGGAGACCUCGAUGAAUGGGAGUCAAAUUCCCAUACCGGUUCCCAGCAGACACACAUUUUAGAAGGGGGCAGUACAGACGGGCAGGCACAGAGCAGUGAGACCCUUUUCACGCUCCUUCUGCUCGCGUUGGUUAUUGUGCUUCAAUUCUAAAUUAAUGAUUUUUUUUUUUCAGCUAGCUUGUUUUCUUUGGCAGAAGACGGAAGGCUUUUUUUUUUUUCGUUGAUAUGAAAUGUAUUAUGUUGGUACUUGAGUAACCUCAGAUCAUACAAUGUAUAUAUAUAUAUGUAUAUAUAUAUAUUCUUCGGAGGACAGUAAGGGGAAGAUGCAUUAGGGAUUCCUUCUACAUCUUUUCAACUUCAAGUUAAUGCAGAAAUGGAGAGUGAAUGUGAAAGCUCUGAACACGCUCAGAAGAGAGAUCUGGACCAUCCCAUUUAGAGACCCGCCCCUCGGAUCUACAGUCAAAGCACAGAGCUCUGAGCAUAGCCAUGCCAGAAGAAUCUAAUAAAGACAUAAUGAGAAUUCAAAAGGGUCCAGAAAGACUAGGAAUGGAAAAGACUAAUAACGACUGCGUGGUCACCAACGUCCCCCUGGUCAACGAAGUCCAGCUGACCGCUGCCACUGGUGGCGCCGAGCUCUCCUGCUAUCGGUGCACUGUACCGUUCGGGGUGGUCAUCCUCAUAGCCGGGAUCGUCGUCACUGCCGUGGCCUACAGCUUCAAUUCGCAUGGAUCUAUCAUCUCGGUCAUCGGGCUUGUCCUCCUGUCCACCGGACUCCUCCUGCUGGCCUCCAGCGCUUUGUGCUGGAAGAUCAGGCAGGCGAGAAAGAGCGACCAGAGGCGACAGAGCCAGACAGCUUUAAUGGCAAGCCAGAGAAGCAGCUUUGCUUAAAAUCAGUGGUGUGUAGCAGGAAACGGAUAAAUCGAUUGAGGGGGGGAGGGAGUGGGGAGGACUGAAGACCACUCUUGAGUUUGUGAGGUCAGCCAGGAGAUGCACAGCAUGGUUCCAGCUGCCCUGCUGUUAAGGCACUUCCUUACAGCUUCCAGGAUGCUUGGAAGUACAGUUGGCUUGUUCAUCCAAUUCCAUGAAAGCCGAUAUGGGGUUUGCAGAAAUAUCUUCUGCUCCUCCAGAUUGUAUCUAAAAGCAUUCAGCCCCACAGAGGACCUCCUUUUGAGUUUUUUUUUGUUUUUUAUUCUGAAAUAAAUUGCCAACAUCUGGAUGGCUUGGAAAGAGGCCAACGUAAAUGUUUGAGAAUGGAUCAGAACGAUGACGAGUGGACGUGGACUCCAGUGUAGGACAUUGUUUUCCAUUCAUUUAUUGGUGCACCUGCUGGGAAGUGCCGGACUGGAAUGAUGAUUGCAGACUCUGAAUCGCUGGAACGCUGGGCUCACUGGACCUGUGGGGACGUGGUUCUUUACAGCAUGUCUCCUCGAAAUUGCGACUGCUCAAUUUUACUCACUUGUGGCAUUGUAUGCAUAUUCUCAUGAAUAACUGAAAUGUGGUACUGAAAAAUAUUUUACUUUGAUAGAGUGUAGGGAGCAAACUAUCGUGCAUGUAUUAUAAAUUACUUCAGUCAAGAUCAGAGAAUGUAGAUCAGAUUAUGGAUAACUUUAAAAGGAUUCCCACUGAGCACUUUUGAUGUCUUUGUAUUUAACUUUUGAGUGUUUAAUUUCCUCUGAAAUAAUCUGAAUAAUUAAAGUGCUGCUAGAGCUUUAGAGAAGGGGUGCACCUUUCCCACCGGACAGCCAGUCACUGCCUGCACCCCUCUGUCAUCACCAAGCUGUUCCCUAACGUCACUCUUCAACUCUGACAGCUCAAUUAACUAACUAACUAAAUAAAUACAUACAUAAAUAAAUAAAUAAAUAAAGCAUCCUAAG
Messenger RNA from Acipenser ruthenus (sterlet), 1931 nucleotides. RefSeq names its product transmembrane protein 100-like. The record is from RefSeq and is a predicted model, not a curated record. Gene Ontology annotation, biological process: cellular response to BMP stimulus. Bases 544 to 945 code for a protein of 133 amino acids. Lineage: Eukaryota; Metazoa; Chordata; Actinopteri; Acipenseriformes; Acipenseridae. The transcript has 2 exons.